Salarias fasciatus (jewelled blenny) is the source of this 849-nucleotide messenger RNA. RefSeq names its product amine sulfotransferase-like. Bases 1 to 849 code for a protein of 282 amino acids. The record is from RefSeq and is a predicted model, not a curated record. Gene Ontology annotation, molecular function: sulfotransferase activity. The transcript is spliced from 6 exons. Lineage: Eukaryota; Metazoa; Chordata; Actinopteri; Blenniiformes; Blenniidae.
AUGGAGCGGGUCACGGAUCAUCUGGAGAGGUAUAAAGAUUCUGUCUUUCCUGCCGGUUAUGCCACACCGGAAUACAUCGAGUCUUUGCAGAAUUUUGAAAUCAGAGAUGAUGACAUCUUCGUGGUCACGUUUCCGAAGUCAGGAACCAUCUGGGCUCAGCAGGUCAUCAUCUCCAUCUGCGAGCUGGCCGGAGGACUCAACCAGUUCCCAAAUAACUUCUUCCAGAUGCCGUGGCUGGAAUACGAUAACGGCCUGGCGUACGCCCAGCGACCUUCUCCACGACUCUUCUCCACCCACCUCCUCCCAGCACUCAUGCCUCCAGGACUGAAGGACAAGAAGGCCAAAAUCAUCUAUGUGAUGAGAAACCCCAAGGACAACAUCACCUCCUUCUACCACUUCAGCAGUGAGUUCACUGACUUGGACACUCCCGACAACUUCGAGGGAUAUCUUGAGCAAUACCUCAAAGGGAAUGUUAUGGGAGGAUCCUGGUUCAAGCACAUCAGGGAGUGGCACUUGAACAGAGAUCAGUACAGCAUGCUCAUCCUGACCUAUGAGGACAUGAUUAUGGACCUGAAAGGAGCAGUGAAACAAAUCUGCAGCUUCUUGGGGAAAAAACUGAGUGAAGUUGAUAUAGAAAAGGUCGUAGAAAAGUCAACGUUCAAGAACAUGAAGCAAGACGUGAAGGCAAACUAUGAGUUUUUGCCAAAAGAUAAGAUUCGAGGGAACUUCAUGCGCAAAGGUCAGGUUGGAGACUGGAAGAACCUUUUCACCACUGAGCAAAGUGAGCGAGUGGACCAGCUGGUCCAGGAGAAACUGGGAGAUCUUUCUCUGAAGUUCGUCUGGGAAUAA